GUCCGCAGCCCAUUGGGUGCGGGCCACCCCGCCCCGCGGCUCCGGAGCCCGGCUUGGUGGUCAGCUGGCCGCCGCGAAGCUGGGACCAUGGACUUGGCGGUGGCCGUGACUGUGGGAUUCCUACUCCUGGCCCGGGGUUCGGUGGGCGACGAGGCCCGGGAGGCCGCGGCCGUGCGUGAGCUGGUGGCCCGGCUGCUGGGGCCCGGCCCUGCCGCCGACUUCUCCAUAUCGGUGGAGCGCGCCCUGGCGGCCGAGUCGGGGCUGGACACCUACAGCCUGAGCGGCGGCGGCGCGACGCCCGUGCGCGUGCGCGGUUCCACUGGCGUGGCGGCCUCCGCGGGACUGCACCGCUACCUGCGCGACUUCUGCGGCUGCCAGGUGGCUUGGUCGGGUUCCCAGCUGCACCUGCCGCGGCCGCUGCCCGCCCUGCCGCAGGAGCUGACCGAGGCCACGCCCAACAGGUACCGCUAUUACCAGAAUGUGUGCACACACAGCUACUCCUUCGUGUGGUGGGACUGGGCCCGCUGGGAGCGAGAGAUUGACUGGAUGGCAUUGAAUGGCAUCAACCUGGCGCUGGCCUGGAGUGGUCAGGAGGCCAUUUGGCAGCGGGUGUACCUGACCUUGGGCCUGACCCAGUCAGAGGUUGAUGAGCACUUCACUGGUCCUGCCUUCCUAGCCUGGGAGCGCAUGGGUAAUCUGCACACCUGGGAUGGCCCCCUGUCCCACUCUUGGCACCUCAAGCAGAUUUAUCUGCAGCAUCGGAUUCUGGACCGAAUGCGCUCCUUUGGCAUGAUCCCAGUGUUGCCGGCAUUUGCAGGGCAUGUCCCCAAGGCCAUCAUCAGGGUGUUUCCACAGGUCAAUGUCACCCAGUUGGGCAGCUGGGGACACUUCAACUGCUCCUACUCCUGCUCCCUCCUUCUGGCUCCUGGAGAUCCCAUAUUCCCUCUCAUUGGAAGCCUCUUCCUAUGGGAGUUGACCAAAGAGUUUGGCACAGACCACAUCUAUGGGGCUGACACCUUCAACGAGAUGCAGCCUCCUUCCUCGGAGCCCUCCUACCUCGCUGCAGCCACCUCUGCUGUCUACGAAGCCAUGAUUGCUGUGGAUCCUGAUGCUGUGUGGCUGCUCCAAGGCUGGCUCUUCCAGCACCAGCCCCAGUUCUGGGGCCCUGCCCAGGUCAAAGCUGUGCUGGGGUCUGUGCCCCAUGGUCGCCUCCUGGUUCUGGACCUGUUUGCUGAGAGCCAGCCUGUGUACAUCCGCACAGCCUCUUUCUAUGGCCAGCCUUUCAUCUGGUGCAUGCUGCAUAACUUUGGGGGCAACCACGGCCUGUUUGGAGCCCUGGAGACUGUGAACCAAGGUCCCCAUGCAGCCCGCCUCUUCCCCAACUCCACCAUGGUAGGCACUGGAAUAGCCCCUGAGGGCAUUGGCCAGAAUGAAGUGGUCUAUGCCCUCAUGGCGGAAUUGGGCUGGCGCAAGGACCCAGUGCCGGAUUUGAUGGCCUGGGUGAGCAGCUUUGCUACCCGGCGAUAUGGAAUCUCUCAGCAGGAUGCUGAGGCAGCCUGGAGGCUGUUGCUCAGGAGUGUCUACAACUGCUCUUGGGAGACCUGCAGUGGGCACAAUCGCAGCCCUCUGGUCAAGCGGCCAUCCCUACAGAUGAAUACUACUGUCUGGUACAACCGAUCAGAUAUAUUUGAGGCCUGGAAGCUGCUGUUAACAGCUGCUCCCAACCUGACUGCCAGCCCAGCCUUCCGGUACGACCUGUUGGAUGUCACCCGCCAGGCAGUCCAGGAGCUGUUCAGCUUGUACUAUGAGGAGGCGAGGACUGCUUACUUGAACAAGGAUCUUGUUACCUUGCUCAGGGUUGGAGGCCUCCUAGCCUACAAGCUCUUGCCUGCCCUGGAUGAGGUGUUGGCUAGCAACAGCCACUUUUUGCUAGGCAGCUGGUUGGAUCAGGCCCGGGCAGUGGCUGUCAGUGAGGCUGAGGCCCAAUUCUAUGAACAGAACAGCCGCUACCAGCUGACCCUGUGGGGGCCAGAGGGCAACAUCCUAGACUAUGCCAAUAAGCAACUGGCAGGACUUGUAGCUGAUUACUACCAGCCACGCUGGGACCUCUUCCUGGAGACCCUGGCUCACAGCCUGGCCAAAGGUGUCCCUUUUCAACAACACCAGUUUGAUAAGGAUGUGUUCCUGCUGGAGCAGGCCUUCGUUGUCAGCAGGAAGAGAUAUCCCAGCCAGCCCCAAGGUGACACCGUGGACCUAGCCAAGAGGAUCUUCCUCAAAUAUUACCCCAAGAGAGUGGCUGGCUCUUUGUGACAGGUACCUCCAGGAACAGGCCCCAAACCCUGGAACUGGACAAGUAUAGGGUAUUUCCCAUGCCUGGGAGAAGGAGCCAAAGCCUACCAGUUGGGUGACACAGAUGACUUGGAGGAAAAGAACUUCUCUCUUCCAAACCACCUGAUUUGGGGUUGAAAUACUGUUUUCUGUUAAUAAACUGCUGAAUCAGCCUGGAUGAAAAGGUCACUGCCAGCUGGACAUGGUGGCUCAUGCUUUAAUCCCAGCACUUGGGUGGCAGAAGCAGGUGGAUCUCUGUGAGUUCAAGGCCAGCCUGGUCUACAGGGAGA
Molecule: messenger RNA, 2618 nt
Organism: Nannospalax galili (Upper Galilee mountains blind mole rat)
Lineage: Eukaryota; Metazoa; Chordata; Mammalia; Rodentia; Spalacidae
Gene: Naglu
Product: N-acetyl-alpha-glucosaminidase
Exons: 6
Coding region: 88-2310 (740 amino acids)
Source: RefSeq, a predicted model, not a curated record